GUAGUUAUCUUGUGACCACCAAAGUGAAAAUAUGCGUUACUUUGUGGUCUCAUUACUACUUGCAUCCAUUUUGGGAUGUUAUGCUGAUGACUUGAAGAGUAUUGUUCGGGGCAAUGAUAAGUUUACAGUAUAUACAUAUGAGGAACUCGUGAAAAUAUCAAGCAAGAAUAAUUUUAUUUUUAGUGGAUUAUCUACCGAAAUCAUACUGUCCUUACUUGCGAAUGGGGCAAAUGGAAACUCAAGAGAACAAUUGUUAACAGGUUUAAGCUUACCCAACAACAUUGAAAAUAUAAAUAAAGCUUAUACUAAAAUAACUACUGAUCUAAAAGUAAAUGAAAAGCUUAAUUUAAGAAUGGCAAACAAAGUUUACGUACAUCAAAACUUCUCAAUUAAAGAGCAGUUUAAAGAUAUUGCUGUGAAUAAUUAUGCGGCUGAUGUAGAGAACCUAGACUUUGUAAAGAGAGAAGAGGCAGCUAACCGUAUUAACAGCUGGGUCGAAGAACAAACUAAUAACAAAAUCAAAAAUCUCAUAGAUCCAGAACAUUUAAAGAAAGAUACAGGAUUAGUCUUAGUCAAUGCCUUAUACUUCUCAGGACAAUGGAAAAAUCCUUUCCCAGAACGUGGUACUGAAGAUAGAAUAUUCCACAGCUCACCUACUAAGUCUAAAAAAAUUCCCACCAUGUAUAGCAAAUCCUAUGCCAAAUAUGCUCACAAUAAACAACUUAAAGCUAAAUUUUUGGAACUUGAAUUCAAGGAUGGAAACGUUAGUAUGACGUUUGUUUUACCCGACGAAAUCGAUGGAAUGGAAGCUGUUGAAAAAAACUUAAAACAAUACUUGGCAACACAAAAAAUGGAAUAUGCUAAAGUUGCCAUCACCCUGCCCAAAUUUAAAAUCGAGAGCAAAGUUGAGUUUAAUCCCAUCUUGCAGUCGUUGGGAGUUAACGAAAUUUUCGGAGACAAUAGUGAUUUUACGUACAUCUCCGAUAGGGAACGGCUUAAACUGGACUUUGUUGUACAAAAAGCCUUUAUUGACAUCCAUGAAAAUGGCGUCGAAGCUGCAGCAGCUACAGCAGUAGGUGUGCUUCACUUCCCGCCACUGGUUGUUCUUGAUUUACACUACAAAUUUAAUGCUGAUCACCCCUUUAUCUUUAUCCUUAGGGAAAGUAAUGGACUAAUUCUUUUUGCUGGCAGAUUUACACAAUAAUAAUAUUAUGUACACAUAAAUCGUCUUAUUUUGUUUUUAAUGUUAUAUACUAUUAACAUUUUAAACAAACAUUUAAUUUUAUACUAUCUUUCAAUUAAAUUUUAUCUUAU
Molecule: messenger RNA, 1314 nt
Organism: Diabrotica balteata
Lineage: Eukaryota; Metazoa; Arthropoda; Insecta; Coleoptera; Chrysomelidae
Source: the annotation of a GenBank genome assembly